Molecule: messenger RNA, 594 nt
Organism: Aspergillus lentulus
Lineage: Eukaryota; Fungi; Ascomycota; Eurotiomycetes; Eurotiales; Aspergillaceae
Product: mitochondrial 54S ribosomal protein mL49
Biological process (GO): translation
Cellular component (GO): ribosome; mitochondrial large ribosomal subunit
Molecular function (GO): structural constituent of ribosome
Source: RefSeq, a predicted model, not a curated record
AUGGCAUCUUUCCUGCAGUCUCUGCCGGUCUGCUCGGCCGUUCGCAAGCAGUCGACAGCUCCCCUCUUCCUCAAUGCUUCACAGUUCGUCACUUCAUCGAGGACAUGUCUCUCUUUCUCCACAUUAUCUUCACAGUCUAGAUCAAUCUCUUCUCUUCACUCAUUGAGAUCCGCUCAACACUCCAAAUCAAAGCCUUCCGCCCAUCAGUCUCGCACGUUCCUGGUUCAGCUCAAACGGCAAUCCCAGACUCUGAAAGAAACCCCUUCCGCAACAACAGGAGCCGUUCCUCCUCCUGGUGCAAAUCUGCAACUCACAAACCUCCCAUAUUUCAUUCGUCGCACAGCAUCAAACCAGCUCCCCGUAUACCUCGUCACAAAAGCCGGUGGUACCAAGCAGCAGACCAAGAUUCAGAAGACGGAAGGUGAUCUCGAAGCGUUGAGGAGCGACCUUGCACGGUAUCUCGGUCUGGAAAGCGGCGACCCGCGUGCGCCGAAAAGCCCGGACGUCACUAUCAACCGCCUCAAUGGCCAUAUUAUUGUCAAGGGUUGGCGGAAGCCUGAAAUUCAAAAGUUCCUUCUGGAGCGUAACUUUUAA